Messenger RNA from Hyposmocoma kahamanoa, 1842 nucleotides. It is a transcript of the gene Gos28, whose product is annotated as Golgi SNAP receptor complex member 1. The record is from RefSeq and is a predicted model, not a curated record. Gene Ontology annotation, biological process: endoplasmic reticulum to Golgi vesicle-mediated transport; vesicle fusion. Bases 40 to 723 code for a protein of 227 amino acids. Gene Ontology annotation, cellular component: SNARE complex; Golgi membrane; Golgi medial cisterna. Lineage: Eukaryota; Metazoa; Arthropoda; Insecta; Lepidoptera; Cosmopterigidae. The transcript is spliced from 6 exons. Gene Ontology annotation, molecular function: SNAP receptor activity.
ACCGUGUAAUUUUACAGUGGGUGUGUUAAAACAAGCACAAUGUCAGUAUUAACAAGCUCCUCAUGGGAAGAUCUAAGAAAACAAGCACGUCUCCUAGAGAACGACAUAGACGUGAAACUAGUUGGGUUCAGCAAACUUGGCGUGAGUUCCACAGCUGGCUUGAGCGCAGAGAGUGUACCACUCAUCAACAGCGAUGACAUGUUUGAUACAAUGUCUAUGGAGCUGCAACAACUGCUCAAUAAGCUGUCGGCAAUUAAUGAUAAAAUGGCAGAACUGGCACCAGGGGGAGCUGCAACGAUGCACACUAUAAAGAGGCACAGAGAAAUACUAAUGGACUACCAACAAGAAUUCUCAAAGACAUCUGCGCGCGUAAACGCGCGCCGGGAGCGCGAGGAACUGCUGCGGGGGGGCAGCCCUCCCCCCUCUGCCUCCGCCGGCCUCAGCCGCCGCGACCAAUACGCCAAAGAAGCUAACCAUUUGCAUAGUUCACACAUAAUGGUGGAUGAACAGAUCAACAUUGCAAUGGAAGCGCGGGAGCACCUCACCACGCAGCGGCAAACGUUCAAGCGUAUGCAGACGCGAUUCAAUGAUAUCACCAACAGGUUCCCAAUGUUAAACAGUUUGAUCUACCGGAUAAACGCUCGUAAACGACGCGAUUCCUUGAUAGUUGGUCUCGUUGUUGCAGUGUGCACCUUCCUACUACUGUUGUAUGCAUUCCACUGAAGUGAUAAGUGUCCAGUGUUAGUGUGACUGUCAGAUAGUGAUUUGUGUGAUGGACAUUGGGUUGUACUUAAACAGGUCGUGUUAUAGGCAGUGGUGCAUCGAAUAUAUUAAAAGAGAAAGCAGGGCACAGACAGUAUAUGUUUCCAACUAAGCAGAGAGAUGUGAAAAUAACAAUCCUGUUGGUGAUUUACCCAUGUCUUCUUUUGCUCUAUUUGAGUGGAAAAUAUAUUCUGUUGUCCUUAUAUCUAAAAUAACCAGUACAAAUAGAGUCCAAGGAAGGAUUUGCAAAAAAAAUUUCUCUUAAGUAAGCGAGAAUAGACACCAAACUAUGUGUGAGAAAAAAAAUAUUUUUCUUUGCAGUGACUAUCAUAGUUACAAUCUUUAAUUACUGGCCCAUUGUGUUUGGAUUAUUAUUAUAUUGUUUUGUCUCACAUACCCAUGUAAGUAACAGAUGCAGAACCGGAUUUGUUUGCAUUUCCGAACAUGAUUUAGGUCAAAUUUAUUUCAGUUUAAUAAUUUAUUUAGCUAUGUAAACCGAAGUUUAUAACUUAUAAUUGUUAUUAAAAAUGAGUGCUAGGGUUAAAAUUCUCUUAAAAUAUGAUUUUUUUGUUCUCUCUGGCUGAUCAGAUCAGACACAGAGAGUUGAUUCAGAACCUUACGAUAACCCUGUAGUCGACCAAUUCGAUUUGAUUCUUUUAAUUUUCAGUCUUAUUCGAAACCGAACCGAAAUGACUUCACACCCGUACGAUUACUCGAACUUCUCGACCGUUAUUCAGAACAGUUAUCGAAUAAAAGUUACUGAAUGUCCGAUUGUUUACAAAGCAAGAAUGUAAUAUGGAAAUAUCUUUUUCUUUUAAAUAAACUGGAUUUUGUUCAAUUUUAUUAAUUUAUUUUAAUGCAAGACUAAUGCAAUCCUAUAUUUCAGGCCUUUAAAGUCUUAAAAAUGCAUAUAAAAGGAUUUUAAUAUUUCUUUUAAUCUAUUUCACCGACUAACUCCGUAAACGCUGUUGGGUAACGAUAUCGUAUCCGAAUCCGAAUUGAAUGUUUAACUCGGAAUGCUCUGAAUAACUCUGAAAGCGCCCUUCGAUUCGAGAAUGAUAUCCAAUCGAAUGAUUCAGU